AUGGACAUCGGAAGCCCCCUCUCGUCCGAGAUCUCCUCCCUCUCCUUCACCUUUCUCACGACCGAGGAUGUCCGGUCAAUCUCGGUCCAGAAGGUGGAUAACCCGAUCUUGCUCGACAACUUGAACUUGCCAAAUAGGGGAGGGCUGUAUGAUCCCAAGCUUGGGCCUAUGAGCGGGAAGGAUAUCUGCGAGACGUGUAAUCUGUCCUACUUCCAAUGUCCCGGUCAUUUCGGGCACAUCGAGCUGCCUAUCCCGGUGUUCCAUCCGCUGUUCAUGCAACAGGCAUAUUCGCUGUUCCGGGGCGUCUGUCUGUUCUGCCACAGGUACAGGAUGCCAGAGAUGCUCGUGCGCAAAUACGCUGCUCGAAUCAAGCUCCUCGAUGCCGGUCUGAUCGAAGCUGCCCACCUGAUUGGUCAGCUGACGCCUUCUGGUGCAUCUCGCACGGGCGCCGAAGGGGCUGAAGGGGAGGGCGAGGAUAUCGAAGAAGACGGUCCGGAAAUCCCAGCGGAAACAGCAGCUGAAUUCAUCUUCCGCGUGGAAAAGUUCACGAAUGGGGCGCUGGCUACGGCGAGGCGGCAAGGAGCGGGUGGGAAGGAUGAGUACAAGGAUGGGCUGGUGUAUGAGGAGCGAAAGGCGCUGUUGGCCGAGUUCGUCAAGGCUUGUGUGGGCUGGAAGAAGUGUAUGCGGUGUCAAGCUCACGCCUAUACUUUCCGGAAAGAAAAGGCGAUCAAGAUCAUCGAGUACGACCUGGACCCAAAGAAGAAGCUCGCGAACGCCGCAGCCGGGCGAAAGCGUCGGACGGUUCUCGAAAAUGGCGGACUGGGGCGGAAAGGGCAGAAGGAGUUCAACGAGGAUUUGGACGAAGGGAUCGAGAUGAGCAGCGCGAGCUCCUCGGGGAGCAGCUCACAGGCGGAGGAGAAUGACGAAGACGAGGAGGAAGAGGAGGACGAGGGAGAAGGCGGCCAGGUGGCUCGGACGGCAAGUGGGCAGGUCAAGGGGGCGAGGGGACGAAACGAGCGGGUGGUCUCCCCCGCCGAGGUCCGCGCACACCUCCGACUACUCUUCAUCAAAGAAGCGGCAAUGUGCGAGCUGGUCUACGGUCGACACGGCGCUCCAUCCGGUUCGGCCGCGCACGUUCCCCUCGCCGACAUGUUCUUCCUCGAAGUCGUUCCCGUCUCCCCUACCCGCUUCCGCCCCGCCGCGAGAAUGGGGGACGACCUCUUCGAAAACUCGCAAAACUCGCUUCUGACCGUCGUCAUCACCACUUCGGGGCGGAUACAGGAGCUUAAUCAGCGGCUGUCUGAUCUCCACAAGAUCGAGAACGCGGACGACGUCGAGGAGACGUUGGCGUCGGCGGCGAAGGGGGACGGACGGAGGGUCUUUGAGCAGAUGCUGGAGGCGAUGAUCAAGCUUCAGCAUGAUGUCAAUAGCUUCAUGGACAGCUCGAAGAACCCGGCGGUCAUGAAGCAGGGCAAGUUGCCGCCGCAGGGUGUCAAGCAGGUCUUGGAGAAGAAGGAGGGGUUGUUCCGGAAGCACAUGAUGGGUAAACGUGUCAACUACGCCGCUCGAUCUGUCAUUUCGCCAGAUAUCAAUAUUGAGACGAACGAGAUUGGAAUCCCACCAGUCUUCGCGACGAAGCUCACCUAUCCCGAACCCGUCACCCAGGCGAAUGUCGCGCAUCUGAGGGCGCUGGUCAUCAACGGGCCAAAGAUUCACCCUGGAGCAGCUAUCGUCGAGUAUGAGAAUGGCUCGCAGAUAUCUCUCGAUCGUAUGACCCUGGAACAGCGUACCGCCAUCGCCAACCAGCUUCUCACCCCGCAGACCGACAGCUACGGCGCAUCCUCAUCCUUCGGCUCACCCGCGAAGAACAAGAAGGUGUAUCGUCAUAUUCAUGAUGGGGAUAUUGUCAUCCUCAACCGCCAGCCGACACUGCACAAGCCGAGUAUGAUGGCGCACAAGGUCAAGGUGUUGAGAGGGGAGAAGACGAUCAGGAUGCACUACGCCAACUGUAACUCGUACAAUGCCGACUUUGACGGAGACGAGAUGAAUAUCCACUUUCCUCAAAACGAGAAUGCUCGCGCAGAAUCCAACUACAUCGCCAAUACCGACAAUCAGUACCUCACCCCGACGUCCGGAAAUCCCCUUCGAGGUCUCAUCCAAGACCACGUCGUUGCUGGAGUAUGGAUGUGCAACAAGUCGACCUUCUUCACUCGGGAAGAGUACUUCCAGCUCAUCUACGGGGCACUGCGGUCAGAGGACAAUUAUACGGGUGGAGGGAGGAUCAAGACGUUGGCGCCUGCUAUUUUCAAGCCAAAGCCGCUUUGGACGGGAAAACAGAUUUUCUCCACCAUCAUGCUCAAUAUCACUCCUGACAACGCUCGCGGUCUGAACCUCAACUCGAAGAACAAGGUUCAAAACCACUUGUGGGGCCGGGACAAGUCGACUGACCCGGUCUUGUCGGAAGAGAACGUCAUCUUCCUGGAUGGCCACCUCAUAUGCGGUGUCCUCGACAAGUCGCAAUACGGUGCUUCGGCGUUCGGUCUCGUCCACUCGGUGCAUGAGCUGUACGGCCCAAUGCUCGCCAAUAGGCUUCUCUCGGUCCUCUCCCGGGUCCUGACCAAGUACCUCCAACACAACGCCUUCUCGUGCAGGAUGGACGACCUCAUCCUCACUGCCGAAGGCGAGCGGGUGCGGAAGGAGAUCCUGGAUCGGGCAGCCAACAACGGAGCCGUCACCGCGAUCAAAUAUGUCGGCCUUCCCGACUCGUCCCGGAUCACCGACCCGUCUACUGCCAAGAACCUGGCAAAUCGGCUGGAAGAGACGCUGCGAGAUGACAAUCUCAUGGCGGGUCUCGAUGCCGCCAUGCAGUCUGCCUUCAACAAGACCACCUCGGAGAUCAACAACGUCGUCCUCCCCGCCCACCUCGUCCGUCCCUUCCCCGACAACAACAUGCAGACCAUGACCAUCUCGGGCGCCAAGGGGUCCAAGGUCAAUGCUUCCCAAAUUUCGACGCUGCUCGGCCAGCAGGCGCUCGAGGGCCGGCGCGUACCCACCAUGGUGUCCGGCAAGACGCUCCCCAGUUUCAAGGCGUUCGAUACGUCCGCCCGGGCCGGUGGGUACGUCGCCAACCGAUUCUUGACGGGUAUUCGGCCGCAGGAGUACUACUUCCACUGCAUGGCGGGACGAGAGGGUCUGAUCGAUACCGCGGUCAAGACCUCUCGGUCUGGAUACCUCCAACGGUGUUUGAUCAAGCACCUCGAGGGUGUCAAGGUCCAUUACGACCAUACCGUCCGGGACUCGGACUCGUCGGUUCUGCAGUUCCUAUACGGCGAGGACUCGCUGGACGUCACCAAGCAAAAACAUCUGCUCGACUUCAACUUUGCCGCCCGGAACCACGAAUCCCUCAUCCAGAAAUACGACCCUCGGGCCAUCUACUCCAAGCUCGUCCAGGAUGAGGCGGUGGAUCAUAUGAAGAAGGCGCUGAAGAAGCCGGAAAAGUACGAGCCGGCGCUCUCAAUGUACUCGCCCUCGCGUUACCUCGGUUCCAUGUCGGAGUCGUACGCUCGGAAGCUGAAUCAGUGGAUCGAUGAAAAUCGGUUCGGGUUCAUCGCGGCCAAGGCGAAGGAGGGGCGGGAUCCGGUCAGGAGCGCGUAUGUCAGCGAGAAGGAGCAGGUGGGGAGGAAGGCGUUCUUGCAGGCGAGUAGGAUGAGGUAUUUGAGGAGUUUGGUAGAGCCAGGAGAGGCUGUUGGGUUAUUGGCAUCUCAGGGUGUUGGUGAACCUUCCACCCAAAUGACACUCAACACCUUCCAUUUGGCCGGUCACGGCGCCGCCAACGUCACCCUCGGUAUUCCGCGUCUUCGAGAAAUCGUCAUGACCGCCUCGGCCAAACCCACCACACCCACCAUGAAGCUCCCUCUGCGCGAGACUACCGCCGAAUCGUCUACAGACGCCUUCAUCAAGGAGGUCUCGCGGCUCAAUCUUUCCCAGGUGGUUGAGCGGGUCGAGGUAACGGAGCUCCUGUCCGGGCGGAAGAUGGAGGCGAACGGUGCCCGACAACGCAAGUACACGGUCUUGCUCGACUUCUACCCCGCCGAGGAAUACACGUCCGAGUACGGAAUCACCAAGACGCAACUACACGAGUCGCUCGCGUUCAGCUUUGCCGGGCGGCUGAAGAAGGAGAUUCUGCUGGAGCUUCGGAACGCGUCCAAGGCUAUCGAGCAGGAUACGAAGGUGGGCAAGGGGCUCAAAGUUCGGGGUGGGGAUCUCGCAGAGGAUGAAGAUGGGGAGGAACCGAGGAGCAAGCGCCGGGGAGGGGAUGAAGAACUGGAGGAGAUGGACGACGACGAUGGGGAUGCGGGCGAGGCCAAGCGGAUCGCACAAGCCAACGCGCCCGAGUAUGACGCGGACGAGCGGGAUGUGGACAUGGGGGACAUGGAGGACAAUGUCGAGGCGUUGAUGAAUGACGAUGAGGAGGUGGAUGAUGACCUCGAUAUCGACCCGGAGCAAAAGGCAAAGGACGACGCGCAGGCGGACGCCCUCGUCGACGCGUUCAAAAUGGGCUGUAAAUGGGCGACGAGCUUUAGCUUUGAUACCAUCAACGGCAAGUCGGCGCAGUUCGACCUCGAAUUUGCGGCCAACAUGCCCAAGCUGCUCCUGGUGGAUAUCGUGGAGAGGUGCUGUAGGGGAGCGGUGGUGCACGAGGUGGAGAAUAUCGGGAGGUGCAUGCGGAUCUACGACGAUAAGGGGAAGUUUACACGCAACCUCAUCACUGAAGGCUCCAACCUCCGCGGGAUGUGGUCCAUGGCCGAUGAGCACGUCGAUCUCGACAUGCUCGGCUCGAACGACAUUUACGCCAUUCUCCAAACUUAUGGUGUUGAGGCCGCACGCCGAGCCAUCAUCGAGGAGAUGGGUAAUGUUUUCGGCGCGUACGGUAUCGCGGUAGACUAUCGUCAUUUGACUAUCAUUGCGGACUACAUGACCCAUGCCGGCGGAUACAGACCCUUCAACCGGACGGGUAUCUCACACAAAUCAUCCCCCCUCCUCAAAGCCUCUUUCGAAACGACCGUCGCGUUCCUUUCCGAGGCGACACUCCAUGGCGACUUUGAUGACCUCACGAGUCCAGCAGCGCGGAUAGUGAUGGGUCUGCCGGGAAAUAGCGGGACGGGAAGCUUUGUCAUCAGGGGUCCGACAAAAUUGUGA
Messenger RNA from Dioszegia hungarica, 5199 nucleotides. RefSeq lists its product as uncharacterized. Gene Ontology annotation, cellular component: RNA polymerase I complex. Gene Ontology annotation, biological process: DNA-templated transcription. The transcript has 12 exons. Gene Ontology annotation, molecular function: DNA-directed RNA polymerase activity; DNA binding. NCBI's taxonomy places the organism in Eukaryota, Fungi, Basidiomycota, Tremellomycetes, Tremellales, Bulleribasidiaceae. The record is from RefSeq and is a predicted model, not a curated record. The coding region runs from base 1 to 5199 and encodes 1732 amino acids.